UUGGGGUUGGUGUUCUAUUGCAUCUCCAUGGCAACAGGAUACCAACAGCACGGGCAACAUGGCGGAAAAAGACAAAUAUAUACCCUCGCCUAAAAGAGUUUUUAUAAACAACGUAGACACAUACGCAUCGAAAUGCAUUGCCAAGCUCUUGUCUGAAUGUGUGGCUGAAGCACCUGUUGAUAACGAGGAAGCGAUGGGCCCCAGCGAUGCGAGAGCUUUUCAGAUCGUUGGAACAGUUAUUGACCGAACGAACGCGAACACACCGCGCAUACUGGAGAGCUAUUUUCAACCGGACAGGACGACGCUGCUUUCAAAGCUGAUGCACUGUGAUGUUGUUCUCUACAACAUUACCCAGCAUGCCGAUCAGGUGGAAGAAGCCCUCUGGGCUGUUUCAGCUCUCCACAAUGAAAUAGGUACUUUCUCUGCCCCAAAGAUGUUCAUUCUUGUCUCCACGGUGAUGACCUGGGCCUGCAGCAAGCCAGUUGAUCCUGAUGAUCUUGAGCUUCCUUUAACUGAUGAAAAUUUCACAAGCAGAAGACCACAUUUCUACUUCAAACAACACAUUGACUUAGAAAAGAGAGUAGUCAAAAUGGGCAAAACUAACAGAGCGCUGCUCUCCACCUAUGUGGUGGCGUCAGGACUUCAGUAUGGGAUGGGGGAACAGAUUUUCCACUGCUUUUUCAAGAAAUCAUGGCUGGGGCAUGAAAUAUCUAUCUUUGGAGAUGGCAAGAACAUUGUUCCCACAAUUCAUAUCAAAGACCUAGCAAGUGUGGUUCUGAAUGUGAUUGAACGUCAGCCCAGGCCAUAUUACCUGCUAGCUGUGGACUCUUCCAGAAACACGAUGGAGGAAAUUGUGAAGGUGGUUUCCACUGUUCUUGGACCAGGGAAGAUGCAGAAAAAGCCAUUUGAAGAAGCCUUCCUCAUACAGGACUUAAGUGUAAUGGAGACUUAUUCCAUGCUGGUCAACCUUCACAUGGAGGCUGCUUACAUCAAGAAACUGUUCUCUAUCAACUGGUUGUAUGAGUUUGGUCUGGUGGAGAACAUAGAGCUGGUGGUGGAAGAGUACCGGAGGACCCGAGGUCUGCUGCCUAUACGUCUGUGUGUACUGGGACCUCCUGCAGUGGGGAAAAGCAUGAUGUCCAAACAGAUCUGUGAACACUAUAAGCUCCAUCACGUCACACUGAAGGACACCAUCUCUGAGACCAUCUCCCAAAUGGAAGAUGCAAUGAAGCAUGGUGAUCCAAAUGCCUGGGACUCAGAGUCCCAGGAGCUGCUCACUAGCUUGAAAUACAGUAUGGAACAGAAUGGAGAUGUUUCAGAUGACCAGCUGAAAGUUUUGAAGGAUAAACUGAUGUCUAACCCGUGCAAAAACCAGGGUUUUGUUCUGGAUGAUUUUCCCAGAACAUAUGAACAAGCUAAAGAGCUCUUCCAUGCUGAAGAACAUGAUGGAACAUCUCAGAUGUCUUCAUUCAGCAAGACAUCUGUACCAGAGUUUGUGUUGUGCCUGGAUGCAUCAGACGCCUUCUUGACAGAUCGAGUGAUCAACCUGUCUGAAAGGCUGGUGAAGGAGUGCAACUAUGAGCCGGAGCACUUCAUGAAGCAGCUGGCCACAUACAGAGAGAGCAACUUGGAGGAAGAAACGGUUGUCAACUACUUUAUUGAGCUGGACAUCAUGCCUUUGUACCUUGAGAUCACCAGCAACGACGAACCUGACUGCUUGUUCCUGAUGCAGAAGAUCUUUAACACAGUGGGCCCUCCAAGGAAUUAUGGUCCUUACAGUCACGAGGUGGAGGCGGAAGAGAGGAGGAAAACUGAGGAGAGGAUGAGAAAAGAGGCCCAGGAAAAGGCAGAGGAGGAGCAGAGGGAGGCCGAAGAGGCCAGGUGUAGGGCUGCACGCUGGGAGGAGUGGUCUAAGAGUUUGGAGAAGGCAAAGCAACAGGAUGAGGAGCAGCUGGAGGCCCAGUCAGUCCCUAUGAGAAACUAUCUGAUGGAACACGUCAUGCCAACACUGAACCAGGGUCUCAUUGAAUGCUGCAGAGCUCAACCACAGGACCCUGUGGAAUUCCUGGCGGAGUACUUGUUCAAACACAACCCUUUUGACUACUCACAUUAAGAUUAUUUGUUGUCGGCACAUCCACAUAUGAUGUUCAGCUAAUACAAAAAUAAUUUUUUCUCUAAAUAUCUGUGUUUUUUUGGGAUACUAAGUCAAAUACAUGCAGCUUUUCUGUUAGAGGAAAACCCUCCUGGAGUUUGAGACUUGUCACAGUAUCAGUCAUCUCAUGCCAAGUGUCCCUCAGGUCAUGCUGGGAUUUUGAUUAGGUCUAAUUUGUAUGUGGCCCAUUCUUCUGCCCCUGUUGUAUUUAUACGCUGCUUUGUUUGGGCUCUUGUGUGCUGGCCAUUACUUAAAAGCACCCCAAAAUGCGGUUAAAAGUGUGUAUGGAGCCAAAAGCUAAUUAGGAAGUUAAUUUGCUUAAUGAACUUGGUAAACUCCAAAGUAGACACGCUCGUGUCAUAAUUGCUUUGAAUUGGCUUCAGAUAUCCAGGAAGGAUAAAUGUUACAAAUGGCAGCUAAUUUGUGGCUCUCUCAUGUUGCCACUCGCAACUCCAAAGUGUACAUAAUUGUUUGUGACAGAACACCACAUUAUUUCAUUGUACAUACGUAAUCACCGCAUGGGGAAAUUAGUUGGGUUUAUUUGGGAAACGUUGUGACGCAAACGGCUGCAAGACAAUUUGACUGCACCAUCUGUGAGUCCCAGGUACAAAUGCAACUUGGAGACGGUCCUACUGAAAGUGAAACACACAUUUUGACAAUAAAUAUGACACAAUACAAUAUC
This is a messenger RNA of Mugil cephalus (flathead mullet), 2834 nucleotides long. RefSeq names its product adenylate kinase 7b (gene ak7b). Bases 59 to 2113 code for a protein of 684 amino acids. Gene Ontology annotation, cellular component: cytoplasm. The transcript has 18 exons. NCBI's taxonomy places the organism in Eukaryota, Metazoa, Chordata, Actinopteri, Mugiliformes, Mugilidae. The record is from RefSeq and is a predicted model, not a curated record. Gene Ontology annotation, biological process: nucleobase-containing compound metabolic process. Gene Ontology annotation, molecular function: AMP kinase activity; ATP binding.